AUGCUCUUCUCCCCACGCAGUCCAUUUGCGCGCCUGAGUGAAGGCCACGGAGCGCAGAUAUUCCGUCGUUCCUUUCGAACACAGCAACAAUCUUCCGUGUCUUUACACCAGAGAACUCCUUUGAGCGAAAUCGCCAACCCUAAACAAGAGACGCAUAGAUAUGAGCGCAAGCCUCGACGCAAGACCAGAGAUGAUCGUUACGAGUACAAGGGGCAUGACCAUCGCGUGGAUUCAGAGCGCUCGAAGAAACAGAAGAAGACAGCCAAACAGAGCCGGAGACAUACCCUCAAUCGUGAUUUCCAUGCGCCCAACGUGUCUCAGAUACGGUUGACUCUCGCUUCUCGUCCGAAAAUGGGGAUAUUUGGCAAAGGACGGACGUCAUCGCCUAUCAAAUCUCGCGAGUUACCCGACCUUACUUUCUCAGAGAUGAAUUUCCUGUCGAGAAGAUCACGAUCGAACCCGAACGGACUGCUAGUAGAGCAACAGGGCGAAACUAACGGAGCUGCGCGGAGAGAACACGACUCACAAGCACAGAUCCCUCAGUACUUCUCUAACGACUAUCCUGACGAACACGAUGUCAUUGAUGAGACGGUAUAUCCUUCCGCGCAAGACCCAGAUCAACCCGAACCCGCUGCUAUGGCUACGGAAGCUCAUGGCAGCUGUACCAUGAGACCUGCAGACCUCAGUCCAAAGCUAUCACGCAGCGCUACGCCGUACACCUGGUAUGAAAGCGAUCGUAGGGAACAUGAACGACGGGCCUCAUCUAAAAAUUGCACAAAAGGCAUCCUAUGCGUCGACUUGAAUCACCAACACAUUAGCGACGAAGAGAAAGCAAACAGAAGAUACUGGGAUCUCGAUGAGCUGAAGUUAAUCUUGGUGAUACGCCAGCAAGUACGGAAUAGAUCUAGGGCAAACAAAGAGCCAGAGGCCUGUGAUCACUUGAAGCGGAGGCACCAGCCAGACGAGGUGGACGACGAGCCCAGAAGCCCUAAGAAGGCAAAGUUAUCCAAUGCCAUUGCUUCUAUCCAAAAACCGCUCUCCUCUCCUGCUUCGUCCAGCACGGAGCGUGAUACUCCAUCACACGGACACCCAAAACCAGGUACAUACACUCCAGAACGACAAACGAGCCGCGAUAUAGAUCACCAUGAGCUGGAACUUACUCCAAAGCAAGUGUGCUUCUCAAAUUAUUGCUCAAUGAGUCAAAAUUGCAACCGGGCCAUCGCUCCACACCAGAACCCACACCCAAAAAGGAAUGUCGACAGUGCAGGCUCCGACGAGAUAGACCUAGACGCUGAAUUCAACAGCAUAGUUAGCAUCUGUUCCAGAGAGACGGCGUACGGCAAAAAUGAAGAUGUGAUUAUGAAGGAUUUUGAUGCGGUAUACGACUCAAUUGUUUUGGACGACAAAGACCCAGCACAUGGAGAUCUUUCACGAAUACCAAGCAACCAGAGCUACUUCGUUCCCAUCCAAGACGGUUCGACGCCACUUCCAGAUAGCAUCGAUGAUGGUUGGAAUCUGUCUUUGCCUUCUGGAAUUACCAACCACAGUUCAAGCAAUAAUUUCUUGGCCGCCUGCACGCAUUGUCAACCGCACAACAUCAACGAAGGCGUGCAGGCCUCAAAUAAUUCUAAAUACGACACAUGGAACGGGUUCUCACAGCCCAUAAUGUUUGCUGUUGGCAUGGGGGCUGCAGCAUUCGGGACAUCGACCGGGUUUUGUUGGCGACAGAACAAACUGUAUUGA
Aspergillus chevalieri is the source of this 1743-nucleotide messenger RNA. RefSeq lists its product as uncharacterized. Bases 1 to 1743 code for a protein of 580 amino acids. The transcript has 3 exons. NCBI's taxonomy places the organism in Eukaryota, Fungi, Ascomycota, Eurotiomycetes, Eurotiales, Aspergillaceae. The record is from RefSeq and is a predicted model, not a curated record.